GUUAUUAGGGAUUUGUUUUACAUAAUCAUAAAAACGUAUUUAUAUUUUUUGUGUAUUAAUUGUGUUUUUAUUAAAAUCUGUAUUAAUAUUAGUCUUAAAAACUAUUUUGUGUUUGAAUUAAAUCACGAAACAAGUGAUGAAUCAAACGAAUAGCAAGUAUUUCUACGAGAAGAUAAUGGGAACCGAUUCGCAGCCGAGGUUUAAGACUCUUCACGAGUGCGACAAUAGCGCCGACAAUCAUAACGACGAGAACACCGGCGAUGCAGACAAUGGUCUGGUGCUAUAUCUCGAGGAAUCGGAUGACAUGACAGUCAACGAGUGCUGCCUUUGGUUUCGUCAAAGAUAUUUCACUCGUGAGAAACUCCGGCGACGCCUACCGUUCGUCCAUUGGCUGCCGAACUACUCAUUAGCCGACCUGAAGGGCGAUAUCAUCGCCGGCCUAUCGGUCGCCUUCACUAUUGUACCCCAAGGGCUAGCCCUGGCCGUGUUGGCCGGCCUACCGGCCCAGUACGGCCUCUACACCUCAUUCAUGGGCUGUUUUAUAUACGCACUGCUCGGCAGCUGCAAAGACGUGGCCGUCGGCCCCACCUCUAUCAUGGCUAUCAUAGUGGCCCCGUAUGUGAUGGCCGGUGGCGUCCAGUACUCGAUACUACUGGCCUUUAUGGCCGGUUGCAUACAGUUCCUGUUCGGCGUACUCAACCUCGGCUUCAUUGUCGACUUCAUCUCAUUCCCAGUGAUAUCCAGCUUCUCAUCGGCGGCCGCCAUCACGAUAGCCGCCUCUCAGCUGAAGCUACUGUUCGGCCAACACUACACGGCCUCCCGUUUCCCGGACACUAUGAUUAAGUUCGCGGCCAACCUCUGGGAGAUCAACAUCUGGGACACCACUAUGGGAAUGGCGAGCCUACUGUUCCUCAUACCCAUCCAAUUGGCCAAAGACUACCGCUUCAAACCGGACGCCGACGCCGGCGCCAAACGGCACACCCUUUACGCCGUACUGAACGGCGUGUGGGCUAUGACUGUGACCGCCCGGAACGCGCUGGUAGUCAUUAUCGGCGCCUUCAUCGCCGGCUACUACUACGAGUCGGAAACGGUAGGCCCGGACGGCACCAGUGGACAGCUAUUCACGAUGACCGGCGAGAUUCGCACCGGACUACCGCCCUUCCAGUGGCCCUCAUUCUCGGUGCACAACACCAACACCACUACCGUGCCAUUCACGCAGGUAUUCUCGGACUUGGGCACCGGCGUGUUUGUCGUGGCCCUACUGGGGCUCAUGGAGUCGGUAGCCGUGGCCAAGGCGUUCGAGACGAAGCGCAUGGACGCCACUCAGGAGAUGAUAGCCAUCGGGAUGUGCAACAUCUUGGGCUCGUGUUUCGGGGCGUUCGCAGCGACGGGCAGUUUCUCGCGAUCGGCGGUCAACCACAACAGCGGUGUCCGCACGCCGUUCGGCGGCAUCGUUACCGGCGCUCUCGUACUGCUGGCCCUCUCGACGCUCGCCCCCUAUUUCCAGUACAUCCCGCAGACAAUAUUGGCCACAAUUAUCAUCACAGCCGUCAUAUUCAUGCUGAGACCGUUGGACCCGUUCCUCAUAUGGCAGACAAACAAAGUGGAUGUCCUGCCCUACGUGUCCACGUUCGUGGUGUGCCUGGUGUUUGGGCUCGAGUACGGCAUAGUGGCCGGUGUGGGCUCGUCCGUCGUGAUACUGCUGUACCAAAUGGCCAGACCCAAGGUGUUCAUAGUGCAUAAGCGCACACCCGAUGGCUACCCCUUUCUGUACGUAAAGCCCGACCGGAGUGUCUUCUUCCCGUCCAUUGAGUACAUGAAAGUGAAGAUCAAUAAAGAGCUUCCGGACAGUCAGGAGAUGUCGGCCAAGAUUGCCGUGGUUUUGGACGGGGAGCACAUGUUUAGAGCCGACUCCACGUUCGCGCAGGGCGUCAAGAAUAUGAUAUCGAGUCUAAGCGAUCGCCGGGUGUUGACUGUGUUUUACAAUCUGCGAAAAACGGUGUUCCGGGCCAUCCAUGGGGCCGGCAUUCCGUCCAAUGAGUUCCACAACUGUCGCACUGAGGAGGAGGUCUACCAUCUCAUCAAAACCCAUAAUAAGAUCCGAGUGUCGCGAUCGCAGUCCAACAUCGAGACACUCUUCAAUCAAAGUACCACUUCUUGUGGCCAUUGGAUCUCACAGUCGGCUCAGGCCUAUUGAUCAGCACCGGGAUGUCGGCACAGACUCCUCUCUCUCUCUC
This is a messenger RNA of Oppiella nova, 2237 nucleotides long. Lineage: Eukaryota; Metazoa; Arthropoda; Arachnida; Sarcoptiformes; Oppiidae. The record is from the annotation of a GenBank genome assembly.